AUCUGAAGCGAGUGAGAGAUUAGAAAUCUUAUUUUUCAAUAAAAAUCUGAAAAGAGAGAUUAGGGGAGAGAGAGAGAGAGAGAGAGAGAGAGAGAGAGCUGUAUUUGCUCUCAUCGGAGACAGGUUGUAGAGGAAUUCUGGAAACUCCUUUGGAUUUUCAACAAAGAGGGACUUCUUAGAUCUAGAAUGCAUGGAAAGUCACAGUUUUUGAGAGCAGGCUGUCUUAUGAAGAUGGAUAUAUGGAGCUUCGACAAGAAAGCUCCAAACUCGGGGCACUAUCCGCUGCAACUUCACGUAAUCUCUCAUCUUCCUCCUCAGCAUUCGUCUCUGCAAGUCAGUCGCCCUUCUUCUCUCCAAGAUCGCCGAAAUCCCGCGAGCCCGAAUCAACCAGGUUCAACUCUCCAAACUCCUCCAACACCUUACUUCUAGCUGACUGUGAUCCCCUCACUUCAGUUUCUCUCCUCUCAAAACCCCAACCUCUAUCCUGCAUCGAUUUCGCCAGGCUCAAUGCUUUGCCUGCCUCGGCUAUCUGUACUUCAAACAACUCCCGGGAACCAACAGCUGAGAAUAAAAUCCCCGAUCUGGGUUCAUCCCCAAACGGCAUUUGCAAUAGCAAUUUGUCUACUUACAGCCAAGCGACUAGCAAUUGCUAUUUGGGGAAUAGAGAGAGGGCUAAAAGGUGGGGGAGAAACCACGGGAAGCUCUCAUUUGCUCGGAGUUCCGCUCCUCUUUCCUCCAACAGGCUGAGGAGCUGCGACGUCUUCAUUGGCUUUCACGGCCGCAAGCAUGCUUUGUUGAGAUUCGCAAAUUGGCUCCAUGUGGAGCUAGAAGUUCAAGGCGUCAGCUGCUUUUCCUCUGAUAGAGCUCGGUGUAGAAAUGCUCGCAGCCAUGAAGCAGUUGAGAGAGCAAUGGAUUCUUCUACUUUUGGGGUGGUGAUCCUCACCAAGAAGUCGUUUGGGAAUCCAUAUAGCAUCGAAGAGCUGAGGUAUUUCCUUGGGAAGAAGAACCUCGUCCCAAUUUUCUUCGAUUUGGGUACGGGUGACUGCCUCGCCAGAGAUAUAAUCGAGAGGCGGGGGGAGCUAUGGGAGAAGCACGGGGGCGAGCUGUGGAUGUUGUACGGUGGAUUGGAGAAGGAAUGGAGGGAGGCUGUGAAUGGCCUCUCGCGGGUCGAUGAUUGGAAAUUGGAGGCAUGCGAUGGGAAUUGGCGGGACUGCAUAUUGAAGGCUGUGAUUCUCUUGGCGACAAAGCUCGGGAGGAGGAGCGUUGUUGAGAGGGUGAAUAGAUGGGUGGAAAGGGUGGCGAAGGAGGAAUUCCCCUUCCCUCGGAAUGAGAAUUUCAUUGGCAGGAAGAAGGAGCUUUCCGAGCUUGAGCUCAUCUUGUUUGGCGAUGUGAGUGGAGAUGGGGAGAGGGAGUAUUUUGAGCUCAAGACCAGACACCGGCGGAGGAAUUUGGUCAUUGGUCGGAGCGAAAACACUAGACUGGAAGAAAGAGAAGCAGAAAGCAGCAGCAAGGGGAAAGAGCCAGUCAUAUGGAAGGAGUCUGAGAAGGAGAUCGAAAUGCAGAGGGUUGGGAGUCCACCGCAGUGGCAAUACCAUCCUUUGAGAGCGAAACAUGGAGGACGGAGUGGUAGGCGGAAGCGAUCUUCGAAGAUAUUGUAUGGGAAAGGCAUUGCUUGUGUUUCCGGCGACUCAGGCAUCGGGAAGACGGAACUGUUACUGGAAUUUGCAUACCGAUUCUCUCAAAGAUACAAGAUGGUUUUGUGGGUAGGAGGAGAGACGCGGUAUAUCCGGCAGAACUACCUGAAUCUAUGGUCAUUUUUGGAAGUCGACGUGAGCCUUGAAAACCCAUGUGCAGAGAAGGGUCGGACAAAGAGCUUUGAAGAACAGGAAGAAGAAGCGGUCUUGAGAGUGCGGCGAGAGCUGAUGCGAGACAUCCCAUUUUUGGUAGUGAUCGAUAACUUGGAUAGCGAGAAGGAUUGGUGGGACCAGAAACUUGUGAUGGAUCUGUUGCCGCGGUUCGGUGGAGAGACCCACUUCAUCAUCGCCACUCGCCUCCCUCGGGUGAUGAAUCUCGAGCCUCUAAAGCUCUCCUACUUGUCAGGCGUGGAGGCCAUGUCAUUGAUGAAGGGAAGUUUCAAGGACUAUCCAAUCAUCGAAAUGGACGCUCUCAGAGCCAUUGAAGAGAAGCUCGGGAGGCUAACACUAGGCCUCGCGAUAGUGGGGGCCAUCCUCUCCGAGCUUCCCAUAGGUCCAAGCAGGCUGCUGGAUACAAUCAACAGAAUGCCAUUAAGGGAUUUAGUGUGGAGCAGUAGAGAAGCCCCGACGCUGAGACGGCACACAUUUCUCAUGCAGCUUCUAGACGUUUGUUUUUCAAUAUUCGAUCAUGCAGAUGGGCCCCGGAGUCUGGCGACUCGGAUGGUUCAGGUCAGUGGCUGGUUUGCACCCGCCCCAAUUCCAAUCCCGCACUUGGCGUUGGCUGCACACAAGGUUCCUGAGAAGCACCAAGGGGCUAAGCUAUGGAAGACAUGUGUUCGGGCCAUGACCUGUAGCUUCACAACAUCCCACAUCAAGCGGUCUGAAGCGGAAGCAGCUGCCAUGUUGAUCCGGUUCGCAAUUGCCAGAAGUACCACUAAGCCUGGGUGCAUCCAUUUCCAUGAGCUGAUCAAGCUAUACGCACGGAAGAGAAGGGUGGCUGGAGUUGCACAGGCCAUGGUCCACUCCAUCACCAUCAGAGGGUCUAUCUCCCACCACUCCGAACACAUCUGGGCUGCGUGCUUCUUGCUAUUUGGAUUCGGGACCGACCCAGUGAUCGUCGAGCUGAGGGUAUCGGAGCUGUUAUUCUUCGUGAAGCGGAUUGUCCUGCCACUCGCGAUCCACACAUUCAUCACCUAUUCGCGGUGCACAGCAGCAUUGGAGCUGCUCCGGCUGUGCACUGGAGCGUUGGAGUCGGCUGAGGAGACGUUGGUCUCGCCAGUAGAGAAGUGGCUCAAACGAUCUCUAUGCUGGAGGCAGCCCACGCGGUCGAAUGCCCAGCUGAAUCCAUACCUUUGGCAGGAGCUGGCGCUGCUGAAGGCGACGGUGUUGGAGACGCGGGUGAAGCUGAUGCUGAGAGGAGGAGAGUAUGAUGCCGGAGACGAUCUCAUCAGGAAGGCAGUCUACAUUCGGACGUCUAUUUGUGGAGUGGACCACCCUGACACGAUUGCUGCACAGGAGACGCUGAGCAAGCUCACCAGGCUUCUUACGAGCGUCCAAGUCAUCAGGUGGGCCCUGCUGUCCAUGUGUGGUCCAGCCUCGAAUCUGGGUGAUCUGGUUCUCAGGCAGUCAGGCCGCUGUGUAUAAUGAUGUGGCCCAUCUGAUCAAUGGAAUAGAUCUUGUGUUUGAUUACUGUUUCAAUGGUUAGCACGAUGCACCAUUAGGUGGGCCCUGCUGUCCAUGCGCUGCGCAGCUUCGAAUCGGGCGGUCUGUUUAUCAGGUGGUUCCACAAGUCCCUUUUGAAUGUGGAUUGCUGGUAGUCUGUUUUGGGACC
This is a messenger RNA of Magnolia sinica, 3525 nucleotides long. RefSeq lists its product as uncharacterized. Bases 240 to 3338 code for a protein of 1032 amino acids. The transcript has 3 exons. Lineage: Eukaryota; Viridiplantae; Streptophyta; Magnoliopsida; Magnoliales; Magnoliaceae. The record is from RefSeq and is a predicted model, not a curated record. Gene Ontology annotation, molecular function: ATP hydrolysis activity. Gene Ontology annotation, biological process: signal transduction; recombinational repair.